This is a messenger RNA of Pipra filicauda (Wire-tailed manakin), 2080 nucleotides long. It is a transcript of the gene SUCLG1, whose product is annotated as succinate-CoA ligase GDP/ADP-forming subunit alpha. Gene Ontology annotation, biological process: tricarboxylic acid cycle. Gene Ontology annotation, cellular component: succinate-CoA ligase complex (ADP-forming); mitochondrion. Gene Ontology annotation, molecular function: succinate-CoA ligase (ADP-forming) activity; succinate-CoA ligase (GDP-forming) activity. Bases 61 to 1053 code for a protein of 330 amino acids. The record is from RefSeq and is a predicted model, not a curated record. Lineage: Eukaryota; Metazoa; Chordata; Aves; Passeriformes; Pipridae. The transcript is spliced from 9 exons.
GGGGCGGGGCGGGCCGAGCCGGGGCCGCCGCCGCCGCCGCCUUUGCGGACGGGAGGGACGAUGUCUCGCUGCAGCCCCGCCGCCCGCCUGCUCGGCCGCGUCCUCCGCCUUCAACAGAAUGGAGUCCGACACUGCUCCUACACGGCAUCUAGGAAAAAUCUGUAUGUUAACAAAAACACAAAGGUUAUCUGUCAGGGUUUUACAGGCAAACAGGGCACCUUUCACAGCCAGCAGGCGUUGGACUAUGGCACCAAUCUAGUUGGAGGAAUUUCUCCAGGGAAAGGGGGAAAAACUCAUCUAGGUCUGCCUGUGUUUAAUUCUGUGAAGGAGGCCAAAGAGCAAACGGGUGCCUCUGCCACUGUGAUAUAUGUCCCUCCCCCGUUUGCUGCUGCUGCCAUCAAUGAGGCAAUCGAUGCAGAGAUGCCCUUGGUCGUGUGCAUCACUGAAGGGAUCCCCCAGCAGGACAUGGUGCGGGUCAAACACAGGCUGGUCAGGCAGGGCAAGACCCGGCUGGUGGGCCCAAACUGCCCUGGAGUCAUCAAUCCUGGAGAAUGUAAAAUUGGUAUCAUGCCUGGUCACAUUCACAAGAAGGGAAGAAUCGGUAUUGUGUCAAGAUCUGGAACCUUGACAUAUGAGGCUGUUCAUCAGACAACGCAAGUUGGAUUGGGGCAGUCUUUCUGUGUUGGGAUUGGAGGUGAUCCCUUCAAUGGAACUAAUUUUAUUGACUGCCUUGAUGUCUUCUUGAAGGAUCCUCAUACCGAGGGGAUUAUAUUGAUUGGGGAAAUUGGAGGAAAUGCUGAAGAAGAUGCAGCAGCAUUUUUGAAAGAACAUAAUUCUGGCCCAAAUGCCAAGCCAGUGGUGUCGUUCAUCGCCGGCCUGACGGCGCCUCCGGGCAGGCGGAUGGGCCACGCUGGAGCAAUCAUUGCUGGGGGAAAAGGGGGAGCUAAGGAGAAGAUUGCAGCCCUUCAGAGUGCAGGUGUUGUGGUCAGCAUGUCCCCUGCUCAGCUGGGCAGCACCAUCUACAAGGAGUUCGAGAAAAGGAAAUUGCUGUAAGAGAAGACACUUUGGAAUACAGUCUCCAAAACACCAGUGCAGCACCUGGCCUGUGCUUACCUUUUGUCUGCUAAUCUUCAGUUGCCCAAAUGACUGAUGCCCAAAUGACUUGGAAGCCAUAAACCUCCUGGCUAAACCUGUUUUGAUGUCUCCCUUGUUUCAGACGUUAUCACCUCGUUGUAAAUCACAGCAAAUUAAUAAAUCUACUACUAAAUCUGACCCAUCUUUUGAAUUCCUGAAGCAGAGCUAUUUUCUUCAGUCAUCAUAAAAAAAAUCCUUUGUAACUUAAGCACUGCCCAUUUUUAAGGUAAAGUUGCCUGUAGAGAUGCUUUUAAGGAUCAAGGCACUGACUUUAUGCACAUACCACACUUUGCUUUGUUUUUAACGACUCCAGUCCCACUUGUUUGUUGCUGGCAAGUAUGUUUGAACAACAGGCCAAAGUUUCCGUCCAUUAAACCAAAGCUGCUGGAUCUGAAGGGAUUGCUUGUUGAUCCACGUAGCUGGAUAUGCCUGAGGUCCAGACUUUCUCUUCAAGGCUGACUAGCCAUGCACAGUGCAGUUCUCUACUGGCAAGGAAUUCUGUUGUUUGUGUAUAGAGAUGGAAUUGUUAUUCACAAAAAUUAAUCUAAUUUCACAUGCAAAAUAUAUAUUCAAAAUUGUCUGUAUCUAUGAAGAUGGUUUGGUCUUUAGCUUACAUUACCUUAAUUGCCACUUUAUCUUAACUAGAAUUGCAUUGCUAGUGUUCUGAAAUUCUAAUAACAAUGCGACACAGAGGAGGAGAAUUAUUAUUCUCUAAAAAAAAGAACAUAAUAAGGUAACUUACUUGUUAACCACUCCCAGCACUGUAAUGGAAAGCCCUUUUUUUUUACUGUGGAAGUAGCCCAAUAUUGUGCCUAUAAAUAAGUGUUAUAGGUUUUAUCAAGGUGGACUAAAUCCCAGAUUGCUUUAUAUAGAGGACUGAAAGUUCAUGUAACCUGGCACUUGUCUAGAGCUAACCUUGUGUUCCAUAAAGGUGCUGUUACGAAAA